AUGUCAACAACGAUUCUCUCUCUUUCUCCUCCUUUCUCCGUCUGCAACAAACUCAAUCCUCUCCUCUUCUACACGCGCCGUCGCACCGUUUCUCUCUCCUCCCGUUAUCCCCGUUCUCGCUUCAACCGCUUCGCAACUUCAAUUCGUCUUCUCACAGUUGCUGCUGCAUCAGAGAAUAAUGGUGUCUUCACUUCUCCUGAGAUAGCAAAAACUUUUGACUUUGCUGCAGAAGAACGCAUAUAUAAUUGGUGGGAGUCUCAAGGGUAUUUUAAACCGAACUUCGACCGGGGAGGUGAUCCUUUUGUGAUAUCAAUGCCACCUCCUAAUGUUACCGGUUCUCUUCACAUGGGGCAUGCAAUGUUUGUGACUCUUGAGGAUAUUAUGGUUAGGUACAACCGCAUGAGGGGAAGGCCAACACUUUGGCUUCCUGGAACUGAUCAUGCUGGUAUUGCAACUCAGUUGGUUGUUGAAAGAAUGCUAGCUUCUGAAGGAAUCAAAAGGGUUGAAAUGGGUAGAGAUGAAUUCACAAAAAAAGUGUGGCAGUGGAAAGAGAAGUAUGGUGGUACUAUCACAAAUCAGAUCAAGAGACUUGGUGCUUCGUGUGAUUGGUCUAGAGAGCACUUCACCCUUGAUGAACAGCUAAGUCAAGCUGUAGUUGAAGCAUUUGUUAGGCUUCAUGAGAAAGGCUUGAUUUAUCAAGGUUCUUAUAUGGUAAACUGGUCACCAACUCUACAGACUGCUGUUUCGGACUUGGAAGUUGAAUAUUCAGAAGAAUCUGGACAUCUGUAUCAUAUUAAAUAUCGCGUUGCAGGAGGUUCAAGGAAUGAUUGGCUGACUGUAGCUACGACACGUCCAGAGACUCUAUUUGGUGAUGUGGCACUGGCAGUUAAUCCACAGGAUGAUCGUUAUUCCAAGUAUAUUGGUCAGAUGGCAAUUGUGCCGCAGACAUUUGGCCGUCAUGUUCCUAUAAUUUCUGACAAGCAUGUUGAUAAAGAGUUUGGAACUGGAGUUUUAAAGAUUAGUCCAGGACACGAUCAUAAUGACUAUCUACUUGCUCGAAAGCUUGGUCUUCCAAUACUCAAUGUGAUGAAUAAGGAUGGCACACUAAAUGAAGUUGCUGGCUUGUACAGUGGCCUUGAUCGAUUUGAAGCCAGAAAGAAACUGUGGGCAGAACUUGAGGAGACAGGGUUAGCUGUGAAAAAGGAACCACACACUUUACGAGUUCCCAGAUCUCAGCGUGGUGGAGAAAUAAUAGAGCCACUUGUUAGUAAACAGUGGUUUGUAAGUAUGGAGCCUCUUGCUGAGAAAGCCCUUCAAGCAGUUGAAAAAGGAGAGUUGAAAAUAAUUCCGGAAAGGUUUGAGAAGAUUUACAACCAUUGGCUUUCAAACAUUAAGGAUUGGUGUAUUAGCAGACAACUAUGGUGGGGACACCGGAUACCUGUUUGGUACAUUGUUGGAAAAGACAAAGAAGAGGACUAUAUAGUUGCUAGGAAUGCUGAUGAAGCACUUGGAAAAGCUCACAAGAAAUAUGGAAAGGAUGUAGAAAUAUAUCAGGAUCCGGAUGUUCUCGACACUUGGUUUUCAAGUGCACUGUGGCCUUUUAGUACGCUUGGAUGGCCAGAUUUGUCUACCGAGGAUUUUAAUAAAUUCUAUCCAACUACAAUGCUUGAAACCGGGCAUGACAUAUUGUUCUUUUGGGUGGCAAGAAUGGUGAUGAUGGGGAUUGAAUUCACAGGGAAAGUCCCAUUUUCUUAUAUUUAUUUGCAUGGACUCAUCAGGGAUUCUCAGGGAAGAAAAAUGUCCAAAACAUUAGGAAAUGUAAUCGACCCCCUUGAUACUAUCAAAGAGUUUGGGACAGAUGCUUUACGGUUCACAGUAGCUUUAGGAACAGCUGGCCAGGACCUUAAUUUGUCCAAUGAGCGGUUGACCUCCAACAAGGCCUUCACAAACAAAUUGUGGAAUGCUGGCAAAUUUGUAUUGCAGAACUUGCCUAAGGAGAAUGAUAUAUCGGCUUGGGAGAAUAUACUCUCUUAUAAGUUUGACACUGAAGACUCUGUACUUAAUCUUCCUUUACCAGAGCGUUGGGUGAUUUCAAAACUUCACUUGCUUAUUGAAUCUGUUUGUGCAAGCUAUGACAAAUUUUUCUUUGGAGAAGUAGGAAGAGAAACAUAUGAUUUCUUUUGGGCUGAUUUUGCUGAUUGGUACAUCGAGGCUAGUAAAGGGCGGCUUUACAACUCUGGAAAUGAUGGAAACUCCGUUGCUUUUAUGGCACAAGCUGUUUUAUUGUAUACUUUUGAGAACAUACUCAAAGUGCUGCAUCCUUUCAUGCCAUUUGUAACAGAAGAGCUAUGGCAGGCACUCCCUAACCGGAAGCAUGCCCUUAUUGUAACACCUUGGCCAGAAACCCAACUUCCAAGAUGUACCAGCUCUAUAAAAAAGUUUGAAAAUUUGCAAACUUUGGUUAGAGCUAUCAGAAAUACUCGUGCAGAAUAUUCAGUUGAGCCUGCAAAGCGAAUAUCAGUAUCCGUGGUUGCAAGCAAUGAAGUUAUUGAAUAUAUUGCUGAAGAAAAAGAGGUUUUGGCACUUCUCUCUCGGCUGGAUUUACAAAAUCUGCGAUUUUUGAAUUCUUCCCCAGGAAAUGCUGAUCAAUCAGUUCAUCUUGUGGCUGGUGAAGGACUAGAGGCAUAUCUCCCUUUAGCCGAUAUGGUUGAUAUUUCUGCAGAAGUUCAACGUCUAUCAAAGCGCCUUGUGAAGAUGCAGAAGGAGUAUGAUGGAAUGCUAGCUAAACUCAAUUCUCCAAAAUUUGUAGAAAAAGCGCCAGAAGAGGUGGUCCGUGCAGUGCAAGAAAAAGCAACAGAAGCUGAAGAAAAGAUCACUUUAACCAAAAACCGACUUGAAUUUCUGAACUCUAAUGUUUUAGUUUCAAAAUAG
This is a messenger RNA of Vicia faba (fava bean), 2931 nucleotides long. The record is from the annotation of a GenBank genome assembly. NCBI's taxonomy places the organism in Eukaryota, Viridiplantae, Streptophyta, Magnoliopsida, Fabales, Fabaceae.